Messenger RNA from Leucoraja erinaceus (little skate), 1798 nucleotides. RefSeq names its product vitellogenin-A2-like. NCBI's taxonomy places the organism in Eukaryota, Metazoa, Chordata, Chondrichthyes, Rajiformes, Rajidae. Gene Ontology annotation, molecular function: lipid carrier activity. The record is from RefSeq and is a predicted model, not a curated record. Bases 1 to 1629 code for a protein of 542 amino acids. The transcript is spliced from 13 exons. Gene Ontology annotation, biological process: lipid transport.
AUGAGGCGAUCCAUGAGUUCACGCCGUGACAUCCUGGAACUUCGAUUUAAGUCUGGACAUGUCAGUCGGUCCACAGCCAGCAGGCGGUCAAUCCAAGUCAGCCGCUCGACAUCUCAACGCUCCAGCUCUCGUCUCAUCAGCAAACUCAGGCACUCGUCUGGAAUCAAGUCUAGACGCAGCAGUCUCAGCUCAUCCAUCCUCCGCUCAUCCACUCAGCGUUACUUGGUGGGCAAAGCUGGAACUCCAUUACUGGUCGUGCUUCUCCGGGUCAGACGUACAGAUGGAACACAACAAGGUUAUCAGCUGACGGGAUACGGCAAGAUUUCAUCACGGAUUCCCAGGAUGCACGUACGCCUGGUGGACCUGGAGCCCAAGAACAACUGGAAGAUCUGUGCUGAUGCAUUACUACCCCGAUCCCACAAACUCUUGACGUUGGCAAGAUGGGGUGAAAACUGUGAGAAAUACCGCGUUGCAGUUACAGCCUCCACUGGUCAACUUGCAAGUCACCCAGCUACAAAGGUCAAGAUGCAGUGGUCUAGAAUCAACGAGAACUUGAAAUAUGGUGGCAGAAUGGUUGGCGACUACCUCCCAGGACUGGCCUAUUCACUGGGAUUAUCACAGAGCUACAAACGUAAUCGUGACCGUCAGAUUACUGUGCUGGUCGCACUAACCUCCCCACAAACCAUCGACACAAUAAUCCGCUUGCCCAAGAUGACAGCGUUCUAUCAGGGUCUCCGUAUCCCCACAUCCCUGCCAGUCCAUGCUGUCACCAAACGGAUGCAGGAGGCCGGAUUCCACAGCAUCGCCGAACUCUCAGAGACCUUCCUCACAAUGAACCAACGACAAUGCGUUGCUGAAAACGAUACAGUUUGGACAUAUGACGGGAACAGACUCAACCACAGUCUUUCCAACGAUUGCUACUAUGUCCUGACCCAAGACUGCUCCGAUAGUCCCAAGUUUAUGCUGUUGAUGAAGCGUGCACAAACCGAUAAGACGAAGAAGUCCAUCAAACUGAUUGUGUCCGUGAAAAACUUGACCAUUGAGGUAGUUCCUUCUUCAGACCGAAUGAUAUUAUUGGUGAAUGGAAACAAACCGUCUGCAGGGCAACCGAUUCUACCAGCUGGUGUAGAAGUUGUACAAAACGUAACUGGAAUAACUCUGAGGAUCCCGUGUGUGAACAUCGAGAAGUUGUACUUUGAUGGAGAACGUGUCCAGAUUGUCGUGGACCAGAUGAUGAGCAAGACGUGUGGAAUCUGUGGCCUUAACAACGGUGAGAAGAAAAUGAUGAUGCCCAGCCGGGAGGUGGCCGAGGACCAGGACCGUCUCUUUGAGUCCUGGUUGUGUUCGGGAACGUCGUGCAAGGACGAUUGCAAAGUAAGGCGGGACUUUGUGGAACUAGGAACUGUGGUGGAGUUUGAAGGACAGGCAUCCAGAUGCUAUUCUGUAGAACCAGUACAACGGUGCCUGGCAGAAUGUACACCCAUGGAAACACGAUCUCGCCGUGUCCGCUUCCACUGUUUGGCAGCCAAUUACACAGUGACUGACAUGAGUCUCUUUAACAAGAAGUCAGUGGACAUCAGUCGAUCUGUCGACUCCCACACUGACUGCAUGUGUCGCUGUUCCCAAUGAUCAAGAUCAACGGCAACCUUCACACCUGCUGCAUCAGCAACCUUGGAAUAUUACAAUCAUUUGCAAAUUCUCACCAUGUAAAAAAGUAAAUUCAACAUCUUGAAUUGUUCUUUCAAAAACACUAAUAAAGAUUUUUACAGCAUCCAAAAAACAGUUUGUGAAUCGUUUG